AUGGCUGGAGAUAGUGAUCUCACGGUCACAAAUCCCAAACCAAGAGAAGGAGGGAAUACCGCAUCCAUACAGUGUCCGAUGCUUACGGCGACGAACUACACGGUGUGGGCUAUACGGAUGGAGUCCAUACCAGAAGCGUUGGUUUUACAAGUCGGUGGAUUGAAGACAGCUAAAAAGGUGUGGGAAGCUAUUAAAUCAAGAAACAUGGGUGCAGAGAGAGUCAAAGAGGCUAGGCUACAGACUUUGAUGUCAGAGUUCGAGCGUCUUAGGAUGAAAGAAUCCGAGACUAUCGAUGACUUUGGAGGAAAGCUAGCUGAAAUCGCAUCAAAGGCAGCUGCCCUAGGAGAAACAAUCGAGGAACCGAAGUUGGCUUUCGAGGAACGAGUUCGUGAUGAAGAUGAGAAUCAAGAAGAUCAAAGCAAGCUGAUGUAUGCCAAUACAGAAAGAAAGACGAAUCAAUCAACACAUGACAACCUCGAAUGGAAAUACCAGGGGAAGAGGUCGUGGAGGACGCUCCUUAGAGGAAGAGGACGAGGUCGAUCUUCUUAUGAAGAAAGAGAUACAUCGAAUGUUGAGUGUUUCCGGGCUCAAGAGGAAGAAAAUGGUGAAACCAAGAAAGCCGAUGAUCUCAUGAUGCAUGAAGUGGUGUACUUAAACGAGAAGAAUUGCAUCCCGAGUAACUUUGAAACCAAUACGGGCGAAGAGAACAUCUGGUACCUUGACAACGGUGCCAGUAAUCACAUGACUGGUGAUCAAAGAUACUUCUCUGAGAUUGAUAACUCAGUGACCGGGAAGGUGAGAUUUGGUGAUGAUUCUCGCAUAGACAUUAAGGGAAAAGGAUCGAUAUCGUUUGUGGACAUGAACGGAGAAUCAAGGAAGAUGUCAGAUGUCUACUUUAUCCCAGACUGA
This is a messenger RNA of Microthlaspi erraticum, 909 nucleotides long. The record is from the annotation of a GenBank genome assembly. NCBI's taxonomy places the organism in Eukaryota, Viridiplantae, Streptophyta, Magnoliopsida, Brassicales, Brassicaceae.